GGAAGUUGAUGGUAGUGGAGCCGGAGCGGAGGUCAUGUGAUAAGAGCCUGGCACACAGGCCUCAGAAUAGAGGAAAAGCUGCAUUGGAGGAUGAAGAUAGUAUGGAUGGACUUGAGGCAGCAGAACCAGAAAACUCUGCAGACACAGACAUUAAAGAAAAACCUGUGGAAGAGGGCGCCCAGACCGAAGCAGCAGACGCUGAGCAGCUAACACCCAUUCUCCAGCGCUCUUUAUCCGUGGAGUCUGAGCACUCCACUGCCUCUGUGGGAGUUGAAGCCAAAAGCAGUGAACAACUUUGUGCGUUCUGUUACUGUGGUGAAAGAAGUCUCUUGGGGCAAGGGGAAUUAAAGCAUUUCAGUCCAACUCCCGACUUUAUCCUGCCUUGGAAAACACUGACCGAGAAUAAAGACCCUGAUGGCAGCGAUGGGACUUGCAAAGCCACCGGAAAGACAACAAAACGAGGGUAUCGAAAAGUAAAAUCUCCACUACACAAUAUCACAUAUGCAAGCGUGGGAACCCAAACAGCGUCUGAAGAGCAGAGCAGUAAAUUUUGGGAUGAACUGUGUCAAGUUGGCCUGACCGAUGAUGUUCAUAUCCAGUCCUUGUUUGAGCCCACAGGUCACUGUUGGGCUCAUCACCGUUGUGCCGAGUGGUCACCAGGCGUGCACCAAACUGCAGAUCGGGAGCUGGUCAAUGUGGACAAAGCGGUUGUCUCAGGGAGCACAGAACCAUGUGCAUACUGUAAGCACCUUGGAGCUACAAUCAAAUGCUGUGAAGAGACAUGUUCGCAGAUGUACCAUUACCCCUGCGCUGCUGGAUCUGGCGCCUUUCAGGAUCUCACGUGCUUUUCUCUGCUUUGUCCAGAGCACAUCGAUCAGGCUCUUGAGCGUUUUAAGAAUGAAGCUAACUGUGCACUGUGUGACAGCUCUGGAGACCUGCUGGAUCAGCUCUUUUGUACAACUUGUGGUCAGCAUUACCAUGGGAUGUGUCUGGACAUAGUGGUGACCCCUUUAAAACGUGCUGGCUGGCAGUGCCCGGACUGCAAAAUCUGUCAAAACUGCAAGCACUCUGGAGAUGACAACAAGAUGCUUGUGUGUGAUACCUGUGAUAAAGGUUACCAUACUUUUUGCUUGCAGCCAGUUAUGGACUCUGUACCAACAAAUGGUUGGAAGUGUAAGAACUGCCGGAUAUGUGCAGAAUGUGGUACACGGACCAGUCGUCAGUGGCACCUGAACUGUUUGAUAUGUGACAGUUGUUUCCUGCAGCAAAUUAGCAUACCUUGCCCACUUUGUGACAAGCCUCUCCAGCCAGAACUGCAGAAAGACAUGCUGCAUUGUCAGAUGUGCAAAAGGUGGAUACAUCUAGAAUGUGAAAAAUGUGCAGAUUAUGCAGAUGAGCAGUUCAAAGAUGAGUACAUCUGUCCAACGUGCAAGCAGCUAGAGCCGGAAGACGAUGCAGGGGAAGACUGCAUUGAGAUGGAGGUUGCAGAAUCAGAUGCCAUUUGCACAGAUGAGAUUGAAGUGGAUACAGGUGGAAAAAUUACAUUUCAAGGUGAAGCACUUAAUCACAAUGAUAUUGUUCCAGAUGCAGCCGCUAUGUGUCUUGAUGAAGAGACACCAGAGAAUGACGUCAAACCAGACAAGGAAAGCAAGCCACCCAGUCAAGUCAAUACGGACAGUAUGGAUGUGUCUCAUUCCGACACGACAUACAUGCUAUCCAAUGAUGGGACAGUUAAGGCUGAAUCUGAAAAGAACAUGUCACCUCAGCAACCGAUAUGUCUUCAAGAGCAAGAAAAUCGCCCUCAACCACAGAACUCUGAAACUUCAUCCGAGGAUAGAUGUAAAUCACAAACCUUUUCACGUGUUCUUGAGGACUCUUGUAAAUCGCCUUGCAAAGUCAAACUCACGGAUGAUGCUUAUGCACAGUUAGAUGAGCACUUUGACUUGAGCAGGGGCCAUGAUCACAUUUCAACAAAGAAAGAGGAUCCUCUUAUUUCAGAAACCAUGGAUGUUCAAGACAUGGAAGCCAUUCCAAAGAGUGAGCCAUUUACAGAAAUUAGCUCACCCUUAGGGCUCAAAAUUCUGAAGUCUCCUACAGGAAUGGAUUCCCCUGCCACCUCUGUUGACACUAGUAAGACCAGUGUGUCAUCCUCACCAGCAGUAUCCAUCGACUUUCAUUCUUCGAAUGACCUGUUUCAAAGUCAAACUCCGGCACAUAGUUUUAGCACAGCAAAUGCCUUUUCCACCACAUUUGUUUCCGUAACUCCAAAAAUUGGCAUGGGUAAGCCAGCUAUUACCAAAAGGAAGUUUUCUCCUGGCCGGCCAAGAUCCAGACAGGCCUCUUGGAGUACCCAUAAUACAGUGAGCCCACCUUCCUGGUCAGCUGAUGGCUCAGAAGGUUGGGACACUUUUAAAUCCAGACAGCUUCUCGGCAAUCCGUUAUGGAGCAUCAAAGUGGGUCGAGGCUCAGGAUUUCCGAGGAGGAGACAAAGAGGUUCCGGGCUCUCCGGCCGUGGCGGAAGAGGCCGAUCAAAAUUAAAACCGCCUAUAGGCAACUAUAUAUUUCCAGGGUUAACCACAGUUGAUCUUUCAGCAUACAAGGAGGAGGAAGAAACCUCAAUGCACAACACAGUUGUAUUAUUUUCCACAAGCGACAAGUUCACCUUGCAUCAGGAUAUGUGCGUGGUGUGCGGUAGUUUUGGUAAAGGUGCUGAAGGAAGACUACUUGCUUGUUCACAGUGUGGGCAGUGCUACCAUCCAUACUGUGUCAGUAUUAAGAUUAGUAAAGUCAUCCUUCGUAAAGGCUGGAGGUGUUUGGAGUGCACAGUGUGUGAGGCCUGUGGGAAGGCCACAGAUCCUGGCCGACUGCUGCUCUGCGAUGACUGUGACAUUAGCUAUCAUACAUACUGCCUGGAUCCGCCCUUACAGACUGUUCCCAAAGGAGGAUGGAAGUGUAAAUGGUGUGUAUCAUGUAACAACUGCAAAGCAAUAACACCGGGGCUGCGAUGUGAAUGGCAGAACAACUACACACAGUGUGCUCCAUGUGCUAGUUUGGCUACUUGCCCAGUGUGUGGCCAGAACUACAUAGAAGAUGAAAUCAUUCUCCAGUGUCGGCAGUGCGACAGGUGGUCCCAUGGCACCUGCCAGAACCUUAACACAGACGCUGAGGUAGAGAGCGCAGCAGACGGUGGAUUUGACUGUGCUAUGUGUAAGCCGUUUGCAAUACCAGCUCAAGAAAUUGAAUCUCCAGUGGAUGCCCAGAUUGUCUUAAAAAUUAGAGAACCUGAUGUUCUCAAAACCUUUACCCAGGACGGAGUGUGCUUGACAGAGUCUGGACUUUCACAGUUACAGAGCCUAACAAUCACAGCACCGAGGCGGAGGCGAUCAAAACCAAAGUUGAAAUUAAAAAUCAUCAACCAGAACAGUGUAGCAGUUCUCCAGACACCUCCUGACCCCCAGUCUGAGCAUUCUCGUGAUGGAGAAAUGGAUGAUAGUAGAGAGGGAGAUCUAAUGGACUGUGAUGUGAAAUCUGACUCUAGUCCUGAGCGAGAACCUAUUGACGAUGACUCUAAGGGUGCAGAAGUGAUGGAUGGAAUAAAGAAAAGGAAAAGGAAGCCAUACAGACCUGGUAUUGGUGGAUUUAUGGUGCGCCAAAGAAGCCGAACAGGUCAAGGGAAAUCCAAGAGAUCUCUUUCCAGAAAAGAUUCUUCUGGCUCAGUUUCUGAACUUGUGCCAGGCAGAGAUGAUGCUUGGAAUGAACCGCUGCCUGAUAAUCCAAUGGAUGAAUGCGCCCCUAUCACUGAGAACACAGAGAAAGUUAGGAAACGAUACCGGAAAAAGAAAAACAAACUUGAGGAAUCCUUCCCAACGUAUCUGCAGGAAGCUUUUUUUGGGAAAAACCUUUUGGAUACCAGUCGACAAAACAAGCAGAGCAUUGAGCAUUUGUCUGAGGAUGCCGCCCAUCUGCCGUACAAAGCAAACAUUAAUGCUACCUUUUUGGAUCCAUCAUCUGACCCCCUGCUCAGCUCGGCUGCAACACCCUCAAGAACCACGAACGGUGGUUCUCACGAUCCUCUAGCAGAUCUGUCUGAAGUUUUGAACACAGACGAUGACAUUUUCGGUAUUCUUUCUGAUGAUCUUGCAAAAUCAUCAAAUCAGUCUGGUCUUGAUUUAUGCCCUUUCCAGGUUGAGAAUUCAUCCUCUCCUUUUGCUGGACUUGACGUAGGUACAAUGUCAGAUGAUUCAUCAUCGCUGCCUCAUGCCAGUGGCCCCCAAAGCUCUCGGCCAUUAAGUGAAGACCAACUGGAUGGGAUUCUCAGCCCAGAAUUAGACAAAAUGGUUACAGAUGGUGCAAUUUUGGGAAAGCUGUAUAAAAUUCCAGAACUUGAAGGAAAAGAGGUUGAAGAUUUAUUUACUGCUGUGCUGAGUCCUGUAGCCACCCAUCCGCCAUCUUUGCCACAACCGCCACCACCUUCAGCUCAUCCCCAUCCUCCACAUACACAGCUCUUGCCUUUGCAAAACCAGGGUGAUGGUCUUUUUCCAAGAAUGCCCAUGGUGAAUGGCUUGUUGCCAAGCAAUCCUCACUUACCACACAAUCCUCUCGGCCCAGGACAUGGACUUGGUCCUUUCUCUCCCUUAACACAACCACCAUUUCCAAACAGGGAUAAGAACGCGGUAUACCAUGGCAUGGUGAACGACCCCACAAAUGUUUGGCCAGCUCAGGCUCCGGUUAUGGAGCCAGAAGGAGACACCAUGUCCAGUGCCCAAAGGAGUACACAGAAAUGGGAGAAGGAAGAAGCCCUUGGAGAAAUGGCGACGGUGGCCCCUGUUUUAUACACCAAUGUUAAUUUCCCACACCUGAAGGAGGAGUUUCCUGAUUGGUCUACACGAGUGAAGCAAAUUGCAAAACUCUGGAGAAAAGCCAGCUCGCAAGAAAGAGCCCCCUAUGUGCAAAAAGCCAGGGAUAACCGUGCCGCACUGCGAAUCAACAAAGUGCAAAUGUCAAAUGACUCGAUAAAGCGACAGCAGCAUGAGAUCAUUGACGAAAGCGCCCGGAUCGAUUCUGAUCCAUUUAAAGAUCCCUUGAAGCAGAGAGAGUCUGAGCAUGAACAAGAGUGGAAGUUCAGACAGCAAAUGCGCCAGAAAAGCAAACAGCAGGCGAAGAUAGAAGCAACCCAGAAACUUGAGCAAGUAAAAAAUGAGCAGCAACAGCAGCAGUUUGGGUCCCACCAUCAUUUGAGUCAGUCAGGAAGUGAUACCCCAAACAGUGGCAAUCAGAGUCCUUUAACACCUCAACCGAACAGUGACAACAUGUCCCCAAAUCAGCAGAACUUUAUUAAAGACCCAUUUACUAAACAGACAUUGCCCGGAGCACCUACAUCAUUCUCAGAUGAUGUUUUUCUUAAACCACAAGCUCCACCUCCAACUCCCACUAGAAUACCUUUACAGGAUCCCAUCCAGCUUUCUCAACCACAUUCACCACAGAUGUUUUCUCCUGGAUCUUCCAACUCUAGACCAUCAUCUCCCUUUGAUCCCUAUGCUAAAAUGGUAGGAACACCAAGACCUCCACCUACCAGUCAGAAUUUUCACAGAAGGAACUGUGGGUCACCCAUGGAUAUUUGUCCUCCUAGACAUAUACCUGGGAGUGAGUCCUUUGAUACUAGACCAUCCCCCAUAAGAGACUCUUGUUCAUCUCCUUCCGGCACUGAUCCCUCAUUAAAGAUGGGAGAUAUUCAGAAGAAUAUGGGCCCAGCUGAUCCUUUUUCUAAACCAUUAGGACUGUCAAGAUUGUCUCAUAACACUGAUCAGAUGAUAGAUGGUUCUCUGGGUCCAGUAAACAAUGAUUCUUUUACAAAGCAUUCUUCCAGAUCUGAAAUAUAUCAAAGAUCGCAAAUGCCACAAAAAGUGGAUCCAUAUUCAAGGCCUCCCCUCACUCCUACAUCAGGUGUUUCACCUGGCAGCCCUGCGCCUUUUAAAACUCCUUUGCGCCCACCUCAGUCACCACAAGAGUCUUACAAUUUAUUACCCACAACACCUCGACGUAUCUCUUCAGACCCAUAUGAAAGACAUGUUUUGACUCCAAGACCUGCUGAAACUUUUUCACAUGACCUUUAUAACCAAGCACCUCAUGGAAAUCGUACUAUGAAUGAACCAUUUGCACAUCCCCCUAGACUGAUGCGACAGCAUAGUGAUCCUCAGUCCGCCUCUUUGUCUCGCUCAAAUGCCCAGGAUCCAUAUGCUCAGCCUCCAGGAACUCCACGUCCAACAAAUAACCCAUAUUUAAAAUCACCAACUGCUUCAAGAUCUACAGCAAUAGACCCUUAUCUUCAACAGCCUUCUACCCCAAGACCACCUGUGCAAACAAUGGAUCCUUAUAAUCAGCCUCAAUCAACUCCUAGGCCAGUAAUGGGAGAUGUAUUUGUUCAGCCAUCUAUGAAUAAGAGGCAUCAUGAUUCCUUUGCAGCCUCACCUGCAAGGAAUAGCAUGGACCCAUACUCUCAGCCACCUGGAACACCAAGACCAGCACCUUCAGAUCCCUAUGCCCUACCACCUGGAACACCAAGGCCUGUGCCUUCAGAUCCCUAUGCCCAACCACCUGGAACACCAAGGCCUGUGCCUUCAGAUCCCUAUACCCAACCACCUGGUACACCAAGGCCUGUGCCUUCAGAUCCCUAUGCCCAACCACCUAGUACACCAAGGCCUGUUCCUUCAGAUCCUUAUUCUCAGCCUCCUGCAACCCCAAGGCCAGUUCCCUUAGAAGUGUAUGCUCAUCCACCUGGGACUCCGAGGCCCGUACCUUCCGAUCCCUAUGCUCAGCCACCUUCAACUCCAAGGCCAGUUACUUCAGAUCCUUACGCUCAGCCUCCUGGAACUCCAAGGCCACUUCCUUUAGAUCCAUACUCGCAACCACCUGCAACUCCCCGGCCAGCUCCUUCAGAUCCAUAUGCACAUCAACCAGCAACUCCUAGGCCAGCCCCUUCAGAUCUUUACUCUCAGCCACCUGCAACACCAAGACCAAUGCCUUUAGACCCUUAUUCUCAACCUCCUUGUACUCCACAAUCAGUACUUGCAGACCCUUAUUCCCAGUCCCCUGCUACACCAAGGCCUCUUCCCACAGACUCUUACUCGCAACUUAAUCGAACUCCUAGGCAUGUACUUUCUGACCUUUAUGCUCAGCCACCAAGAACUCCAAUGCCCAGUGGUCCAGAAAGCUUUAAUCGUUCCUCAGUGGUUCGCCCAGUGUUGAUACAAAACCAAGAGUCAUUUCUGCAGAAUAUGCAAAGCAGGGGAGCCCAUUUUAUCAGAACAUCUGAAGGAAGCUCCCAAAAUCAACGACUAGCAGGCCAAGGUUCAGCAGACCUGUUUAAUCACUCCUCAUCUGGCCUUAACCAGGAACCUUAUGAUCAUCCUCCAUUGGCACCUCAUAUACAGACGGGUGAAGGAUUUGGCCAAUCCCAUGAUAUUGGAGAUCAGCAAAGAACUUUUUCAGAGGAAACAUUUAGUGGGUCUUCUAAUAUUGGAGCAAGCCCUCAAGGUCAGCAGUUUGGCAAUAUGCCACAAAUGUCUGGCUUACCAGAUGCUCAGAAUUCAUUAUUACCUAUGGCAGAAUCUGAAGAGAAAGCAAGACAGCGUCAAAAACUGAGGGAGAUGAUACUAAGACAGCAGCAAACCAAGAUUGCUGUUCGACAUGAAAAGAUGUUGGAUUCAUUGCAAAUUGCUCAGGCUGCACACCCCACCCAGUGGCAGCAAGAUAGUCCACAUCGGCCACAUGAGGUCUUCAACAGACCUCCACCUCCUUAUCCUGGAAAUAUAAGAGCCUCAAUUGGUCCUAAAGGAAACCCACAAUUUUCUACUUUCCCCAAAGAUCAACAUACUCCAUUCCCUGGCAAUGCCCAGUUUAACAGGCCGCCAUUCACUGGAGACAUGAGUGUUGCUAUAAGACCACCUCCUGGUCACAGAUAUGUCUAUCCCAUGUCUGGGCCUGGCCCUGUCUCUGGUCAUGAGCGCUUUAUGGGUCCUCCUCUACAAAUGCAAGUUCCAGGGAUGCCUCAGCAGAUGAGAAGAGAUAUGUCAAUGGAGCUUCCUCGGUCUUUAAACGGCACACAAAUGAAUAAUCCUGCUGGUCUUGCUCCACAUUUUCCUUCACAGGCAAUGCCUGUUCAGCAGCAUAAUAUAUCAGGGCAAGCAUACAUUGAACUCCGCCAUAGGCCUCCAGAUAGCAGGCCACGAAUUCUUUUAGGGCCACCUUCUGGUAUGAUGGACCCAUCAGCACAACAUCAGAGACAUAUAAGUUAUUUCCCUAAGCCAGAAUUUCAAGGCCCAAGGUUUAUGGAACAAGUACGAAUUCAACAUCCAGGUUUAUCUAAUCAAGUUCAAGUUCCUCCAGGCUAUGAACACUUGAUUCCUACUGGGCAACAACCACUUAUGAUGCAUAGAGUCGAUCAAACUCAAAUCGGUGAGAAUUACUUACGAACACAGCUGUCUGACGGAACCAUGGGGAAAGAAUCGACAAUUCUUCCACCUGAAAAUUCGGAACCCAGUGGUUUGGAGGAAAAGCUGGAUCCUGAUGAUCCUUCUGAAAAAGAUCUUGAUGUGAAAGAUUUAGAUGGGGUUGAAGUCAAAGAUUUAGAUGAUGAAGAUCUUGAAAACAUAAACCUAGACCCAGAUGAUGCAAAAGGAGAUGACCUUGAUGGGCUGGAUAAUCUAGAAACAAAUGAUCCCCAGCUUGAUGAUCUUUUAAGAUCUGGAAAAUUUGAUAUAAUUGCUUACACUGAUCCAGAGCUUGAUCUUGGAGAUAAGAAAGAUAUGUUUAAUGAGGAUCUGGAUCUCGGUGUACCAAUUGAUGAUAAAUUGGAACUCCAGUGCAAGCCUGAAGAGGAAAAAAGUAGUGAAGACUCUGGUAAAAAUUCUUCUCCUGGACCUGCUUUGUCAGAGACUAUUACAGCUGUUGCCAUCAAAACAAAACCGGAAUUGGAUUCACCAAAAGACAAGGCAUUGGAUGUUAAGUCUGAACCAACAGUAGCCUCUACUACACCUGAGCAACCAAAGGAAGAUGGCUCAUCUGCACCAUCAACUACUAGUGACCAGUCAGAAAUAAAUGAAAAGGACAAUGUGUUUAAAUCGGAACAAUCAAGUGAGCCACUGCAGCUGCCUGCUUUAGAUGCUGGAAGUGCUUGUGGCAUGCCAGAAUCUGUUCCAAUGCUUACCAACUUAUUAACGAGUGAGAGUUCAGAGGUGGAUAAAUUAGGCUCCCCAGGGAUCAUGACCGUAUCGCAGCCUGAUCAAGUGCCAGUUAUCCCUCACAGUUUAAUAACUUCUCCUAAUCAAGUGAUAGAGCCAGCUUUAAAUCAAAAUAUGGGACCAAUACCUCAUCCUAGCUUUGAUCAGGAGUCCCCUUCAAAUUCAGUAUUUAUGCCGGGCCAGCAAAGUGGCCAUAAUUUUGUUCCAGGAGACCCAUUAAAUCAAGGGUUGCCUUGUCCUUCUGGUAUGCAAACUGCUCAACAACUGAUGCUUCAACAGAGUCGGGAGAGACCUCUUCUUCUGGAAGAACAGCCUCUCUUAUUGCAGGACCUUCUUGAUCAAGAAAGACAAGAACAGCAACAGCAGAGGCAGAUGCAAGCUAUGAUUCGCCAGCGGUCAGAGCCUUUUUUCCCUAACGUUGAUUUUGAUGCUAUUACCGAUCCUAUAAUGAAAGCAAAAAUGGUGGCUCUAAAAGGCAUCAAUAAAGUGAUGGUGAAUACUAUGGGAAUGUCACCAAUGGCCAUAAACAGGUUUCCCUUCAUGGGACAGCAGAUGCCAGGGACACAACCGAUGGAACCUCCGAACCUUGCUCCACCUCCCAUCACGCAGGAUGGAAGCAUAGCAACACAAAUGGUUAGACCCAACCCUCCAAAUUUCGGUCCAGGAUUCGUCAAUGACUCUCAGAAAAAACAGUAUGAAGAGUGGCUCCAGGAAACGCAGCAACUCCUUCAAAUUCAGCAGAAACUUCUAGAAGAACAGAUUGGAGCUCACAGAAAAUCUAAAAAGGCCCUUUCAGCCAAGCAAAGAACAGCAAAGAAAGCUGGUCGUGAGUUUCCAGAGGAGGAUGCUGAGCAGCUAAAGCAUGUUACUGAGCAGCAGAGCAUGGUGCAAAAGCAACUGGAACAGAUACGAAAACAACAGAAAGAACAUACAGAACUUAUUGAGGAAUACAGAAACAAGCAACAACAGUUUUCAGUGGCACCUCUAAUGCCUGGUGUUCUACCACAGCAAGCACUCAUGACUGGAGCAGCAGCACCACCACCACCACCACCUAUUAACCCACCAAACUUUCAAAUUCCACAAACACUACACACACCAGGACCAAUGAUUCCAGGCCAGCCUGCACAGCCAAGAAUGCCAGGUUGGCAGCCUCCCCAUGCUCCUAGAAACCUUGCACAUCCACCAAGGAUGCAACGUCCAGUUGGUUCUGAAGUAGCAGGCCCUGCUGCUCCUGCAAAUCCCAAUGCUCCACCGAGGGUUGAGUUCGAUGAUAACAAUCCCUUCAGUGAAACUUUCCAAGAGAGGGAACGCAAAGAAAGAUUGAGAGAACAGCAAGAGCGGCAGAGGAUACAACUCAUGCAAGAGGUAGAUCGUCAGCGAGCAUUACAGCAAAGGAUGGAGAUGGAACAGCAAGGCAUAAAUGGCCAAGACCUGAAUAGCAGAUCAUUGUCACAGAUGCCUUUCUUCGCCUCUGAAUUACCAAGCGACUUUAUGCCAGUUCCACAAUCUCCUCAGCAGCAAGCACAAAUGGGACAUGCGUUAUCCCACCAAAGCACGGGAAACUCUCCUCCUACUGUGCCUUUUAUACAGAACUCAGAUAAAAGGUCCUUGGGGCUCUCUCCUUAUGGACAAGAGCUUCAAACAGGCUUUCCCCAAGCAUCUGGUCAUCCCUCAUUUAUGCCAAAUGACACAUCAGCAUCACCUGUUGCUGAUAGUGGACGUUCCAGUGGACAAGACAGGCCAGUGAGUGGCACAAGUUUUCAAAGUCCUAGUCAGUCUCUUAUACAGUUGUACUCUGAAAUCAUUCCAGAAGAAAAAGGAAAGAAAAAAAGACCUCGAAAGAAGAAAAAAGAGGAAGAUGCUGACUCAUUAAAGUCUCCUCCCUCUACACCUCGGUCUGAUACUACAGCUCCACUGACUCCAAGUAUCUCAGAGGCGUCAACACCAACCGUUAACGUCCCUAAUGAUAUUGGUUAUCAAGGAGAACAUGUAGCUGACCUAAUACGUUCAUCUACACCAAAUACAGCAAACAACAACUCUGUUGAAUUGGACGAUCCUCUUGUCACUAAAGAUCCGCAAAGUGCAUUUGAGGAACCCUGCGUGGAGGAAGCCACUAGUCAAGCAGUCUCAAAAGAUGAACAUAACAAUCGGGAAAUAAAACUGGAGAAUACAGAAGGAGAUAAGUCUCCAGAGCAAGCUGACCCAAAAGUGAAAAAUUCAUCAGUGGAGCUAAAGACAGAAGAAGCCACAUCGCACGAUGCACUUUUAAUGGAAACCAGCUCUUACACUGCCUCCGCACCCUCAGGAAAACUGGAAUCUGGCAAUGAAUUACUGAAACACUUGCUCAAAAACAAGAAACAGCCUGUCAUCUUGCAUCGGAAGUCUGAGGAAUCUUUACAAUCAUAUGACUGUCCCGUUGAUGUAAAGUCUGCUGCAAAGCCAGCAGAUGCACUGGUGAGUUUGCGGCCCCCAGAAAAUAAGGAGCUGUUGAGUUUUAAUCUUAAUCAGAACCUGCUCUCAAGAACCGAUCUUAAUAUGGAUAAGAAGAAACCAAGAAAUAAGAGGGUUCAGAGAAGUGCUGAAAAGGCUGCCCCUCGCUCCAAGAAAAGAAAGAAAGAGGAGGAGCAGAAACCCUCUAUAUUUGCCUCUUCUGAGACUUUUACUCAUAUAAAACAGCAACUCUCUCUGCUUCCUCUAAUUGAGCCAAUUGUGGGAAUGAACUUUGCACAGUUUCUUCCUUAUGGCACUGGUCAAAUAAGUGCUGGGAGUCGCCUUCUGGGGACCUUUGGCUGUGCCUCCCUUGAUGGAGUUUCGGAUUAUUAUUCCCAGUUGAUUUUUAAGCAAAAUAAUCUCAGUAAUCCGCCCACACCUCCAGCCUCUUUGCCACCUACUCCACCACCAGUGGCCUGUCAAAAGAUGGUGAAUGGUUAUGCCACCACUGAAGAACUGGCAGGAAAAGCUGCCAUUCUUGGAGGACAUGUUACCAAAGCUCUGGGACCCAAACAGUUCCACCUGCCUUUCAGGUCCCAGGAUGAUCUUUUGGCUAGAGCCAUUACUCAGGGACCUAAAUCAGUGGAUGUCCCAGCUUCAUUACCGACACCACCACACAAUAAUCAGGAGGAGUUGAGGGUUCAGGAUCACUGUGAUGGCAGGGACAGCCCUGACAGCUUUGUGCCCUCCUCGUCUCCUGAGAGUGUGGUUGGAAUGGAAAUUAGCAGGUACCCGGAUUUGUCACUAGUGAAAGAAGAACCUCCAGAUCCAGCGCCAUCCCCCAUCAUUCCAAUCCUUCCCAGCAGCACAGGAAAAGGAUCUGAAGCCAGGGACUUUGGAUUUAAGAGAGAACCUGGUACAUUCUUUUUUGGCUCACACUUUAGCCAUACACCAAAUGGGCCUAAAUCUGACAUGAUAUCUGUGGCAAUCACACUGCACCCUACUGCCGCUGAGAACAUCAGCGGGGUAGUUUCAGCCUUUGCGGAUCUUUUACAAGUCCACAUUCCCACCAGCUAUGAAGUGAGCAGCGCUCCAGACUCUGGUUCUCUCAUCCUAAUGAAUGGGCACAGUAUGCACUCUAAUAUGGAGUAUCGAAAUCCGCUGUUACGCCACCGUCCCAGGCCUGGCAACAUACCUCCAGCCAGAUUUAUCGGACCCUAUGCCAUGAAGGCCCACAACUUGCCAUACAUACCAAAUAAUAAUGGAUAUAGACACAAUACCACCAGGGUAUUGGGAGAUUCUGCAACCCUUAGGCCAUCAUGGUGCUGCCACUGCAAAGUUGUGGUCUUAGGAAGCGGUGUCCGAAAAUCUGUGAAGAAUAUCAAUUUUCCUAAACGGGAGUUUCUUCCCAGCGCUGGCCAGAUGGAUGGUGAGCUUGUCUUCUGCAGCAACAACUGCUUUUUGCUGUAUUCUGCAGCACAAGCCAAGUGCAGUGAGAACAAGAAGCAGGACCGUUCCUUAACUCUUCCGUUGUUGAAGGAACCUCAACCAAAGUCUUGUCAUCAGUACAGUAACAACACUUCCACCCUGGAUGUUCAUUGCCUUCCUUUGCUGCAGAAGGCCUCACCACCUUCAUCUCCUCCUAUCUCUUUUCCUCCGGCUGCUUUUGAAACCGCUAAAGUUGAGGCAAAGCCAGAUGAACUGAAAGUCACUGUGAAGUUAAAACCGCGGCCCCGAGCCGUGCACAGUGGUUACGAUGAUUCCCGUCCCGUCAGCAAGAAAUGGAAAGGAAUGAAGUGGAGGAAAUGGAAUAUUCAGAUAGUUAUUCCCAAGAUGCCUUUCAAGCCUCAGUGUGAAGAUGAUAUAGAUGCAUUUUUGAAAAAGCUGGGGACAUCACUAAAGCCAGAUCCGAUGCCCAAAGAUUUUAGAAAAUGUUGUUUCUGCCAUGAAGAAGGCGAUGGAAUGACAGAUGGAUCCGCAAGGCUUCUCAACCUUGACCUUGACCUUUGGGUCCACUUAAACUGUGCUCUUUGGUCUACUGAGGUCUAUGAGACACAGGCUGGUGCCUUAAUUAAUGUGGAGCUGGCAUUAAGACGAGGUCUGCAGAUGAAGUGUGUAUUUUGUCAUAAAAUGGGAGCCACCAGCGGUUGCCACAGGUUAAGGUGCACCAAUAUUUACCACUUCACCUGUGCAAUAAAAGCACAAUGCAUGUUUUUUAAAGACAAGACUAUGCUUUGCCCCAUGCACAAGCCAAAGGGAGCUCAUGAGCAAGAACUGACUUAUUUUGCAGUCUUUCGUAGAGUUUACGUUCUGCGUGAUGAGGUGCGACAAAUUGCCAGCAUUGUACAGCGCGGUGAACGUGACCACACUUUCCGUGUCGGCAGUCUGAUCUUCCAUGCAAUUGGUCAGCUGCUACCACAGCAAAUGCUGGAUUUCCACUCUGCAACAGCGCUGUUUCCAGUGGGAUAUGAAGCCAGCAGGUUGUACUGGAGCAUGCGCUAUGCAAACAGACGCUGCCGCUAUCAUUGCUCUGUCGAAGAGAAAGAUGGAUUACCAUUGUUUGUCAUCAAAGUGAAUGAACAGGGCCAUGAAGACCUGGUUCUGACCGAUUCUACACCAAAAGGAGUUUGGGACAAAAUCCUGGAACCUGUUGCAAACUGCAGAAAGGGUUCAGAAAUUCUCAGGCUGUUUCCAAUUUACCUGAAAGGAGAAGAUCUCUUCGGUUUAACUGUAUCUGCAGUUGCAAGGAUCGCAGAAUCGCUCCCAGGAGUUGAGGCAUGCGAAAAAUACACUUUCCGUUAUGGGCGGAACCCAUUGAUGGAGCUCCCCCUGGCCAUCAAUCCCACUGGGUGUGCCCGCUCCGAACCCAAGAUGAAUAAUCAUGUCAAGAGGUUCGUGUUAAGGCCUCACACCUUGAAUAGCACCAGCACUUCAAAGUCCUUUCAGAGCACAGUUACAGGAGAACUGAAUGCUCCAUACAGCAAGCAGUUCGUCCAUUCCAAAUCCUCUCAGUACCGGAAGAUGAAGACUGAAUGGAAGUCCAAUGUCUACCUGGCUAGGUCUCGGAUUCAGGGUCUGGGGUUAUAUGCUGCUAGAGAUAUUGAAAAGCACACUAUGGUGAUUGAAUACAUUGGAACCAUAAUACGCAAUGAAGUAGCCAAUAGAAAAGAGAAGCUGUAUGAAUCUCAGAAUCGUGGUGUAUAUAUGUUCCGCAUCGACAAUGAUCAUGUUAUUGAUGCCACAUUAACUGGAGGACCUGCAAGGUAUAUCAACCAUUCAUGUGCGCCUAACUGUGUGGCUGAAGUGGUAACGUUUGAGAAGGGACAUAAAAUAAUUAUCAGCUCCAAUCGCAGGAUACAAAAGGGUGAAGAGCUUUGUUAUGACUAUAAGUUUGAUUUUGAAGAUGAUCAGCACAAGAUCCCCUGCCACUGUGGUGCCGUGAACUGCCGGAAAUGGAUGAACUGAACGCAUUCCUUGCUACUCCAUGGUUUUACUUGUCCCUGAGAUGUGAUAAACAUGCUGGCAAAUGAGACAUUUGUGUCUUCAGAGCCUGCUUAGCAAGUGAAACUAGAUGCUGACCAAGGAGGAGGCCCCCGUCAUGCCUCUCUGG
This is a messenger RNA of Nanorana parkeri, 15279 nucleotides long. It is a transcript of the gene KMT2C, whose product is annotated as lysine methyltransferase 2C. The record is from RefSeq and is a predicted model, not a curated record. The coding region runs from base 9 to 15134 and encodes 5041 amino acids. Gene Ontology annotation, biological process: positive regulation of transcription by RNA polymerase II. Gene Ontology annotation, cellular component: MLL3/4 complex; nucleus. The transcript is spliced from 60 exons. NCBI's taxonomy places the organism in Eukaryota, Metazoa, Chordata, Amphibia, Anura, Dicroglossidae. Gene Ontology annotation, molecular function: histone H3K4 methyltransferase activity; histone binding; transcription coactivator activity.